This is a messenger RNA of Engraulis encrasicolus (European anchovy), 4443 nucleotides long. Its product is annotated as multiple epidermal growth factor-like domains protein 10. Lineage: Eukaryota; Metazoa; Chordata; Actinopteri; Clupeiformes; Engraulidae. The coding region runs from base 138 to 3296 and encodes 1052 amino acids. The transcript has 23 exons. The record is from RefSeq and is a predicted model, not a curated record. Gene Ontology annotation, molecular function: protein binding; scavenger receptor activity. Gene Ontology annotation, biological process: heterophilic cell-cell adhesion.
CAGUCACGGUGCAGGAGUCCUAUGCCCACCCAUUCAAUCAAAUAUACUACACCAGGUGCACGGACAUCCUCAACUGGUUCAAAUGCACCAAGCACAGGAUCAGCUACAAGACAGCCUAUCGGAGGGGCGUGCGGACAAUGUAUCGCAGACGUACACAAUGUUGCCCUGGUUACUAUGAGAGUGGAGAUCUGUGUGUCCCGCUGUGUACUGCUGAGUGCGCUCACGGCCGGUGUGUGUCUCCUGACACGUGCCAGUGUGAACCGGGUUGGGGAGGAGUAGACUGCUCAAGUGCCUGUGCCAAUGGCCACUGGGGCCCCCACUGCAGUAACCAGUGCCAGUGCCAGAACGCGGCCCUUUGCAACCCCAUCACAGGGGCCUGUGUCUGCUCCGACGGCUUCCAGGGCUGGCGCUGUGAGGACCCCUGCGACCUUGGUUACUAUGGCAGCGGCUGUCAGCAGCCCUGCCAGUGCCUGAAUGGAGCCACGUGCCACCACGAGACGGGAGAGUGCCUGUGCACACCCGGCUACACGGGGGAGUUCUGUGGCGAGGUAUGUCCUGCUGGUAGCCAUGGUGCCCUGUGUGAGCUGCGCUGCCCGUGCCAGAACGGAGGAGUGUGCCACCACAUCACAGGCCUGUGCAGCUGCCCCGCAGGAUGGAUGGGGGCGGUGUGUGCUCAGCCAUGCCCAGCAGGCAGGUUUGGCAUGAACUGCAGUCAGGAGUGCUCAUGCCAGAACGGAGGAGUGUGCGACCAUGUCACAGGCCGAUGUGUGUGCGCCAUGGGCUACAGUGGAGAAAGGUGUCAAGAGGAAUGCCCAGUGGGAACCUAUGGGGCCCUGUGUGCAGAGCAAUGUGACUGCCAGAACGGCGCCAAGUGUGACCACAUCACCGGGUCGUGCCAGUGUGACGCCGGCUUCACGGGUCCCGCGUGCCAGGACAGUCUCUGCCCCCCAGGGAUCUAUGGCCUUGUGUGUGACAAGUACUGUCCAUGUGACACCAACAACACACUCAGUUGCCAUCCCCUCUCAGGUGAGUGCACCUGCAUGUCUGGGUGGGCGGGUCUUUACUGCAACGACACCUGCCCGGCGGGUUACUAUGGCGAUGCAUGCAUGGAGCCCUGCCUUUGUGAAAACAGAGGGGAGUGUGACGGUAUCACUGGAGAGUGUACAUGUGCACCUGGCUUCAUGGGGGAGAACUGCUCUCUGAGCUGUCCUGCAGGCUUCUAUGGGUUAAACUGCUCCUCCAACUGCACCUGUCAGAAUGAAAUCUCCUGUUCUCCCAUCGACGGCUCCUGCCUUUGCAAAGAAGGUUGGCAGGGGGUGGACUGUUCCUUUCCGUGUUCCAGUGGUACAUGGGGCUUCGGUUGCAAUCAGAGCUGCAUGUGUGUAAAUGAGGCCGCAUGCCACCCUGCCAACGGCUCAUGCAUCUGCACAGCUGGAUGGACCGGCGACACGUGUGACACCGUAUGCCCUGAUGGCACCUACGGUUUAGGGUGUGUGGAACACUGUGACUGUCGUCAUGCCAAUGGCUGUGAACCUGUGAGUGGCCGGUGCCGCUGCCUGUCAGGAUGGACUGGUGUGCACUGUGACAGUGUGUGUGUGGAGGGCCGGUGGGGGGCCGACUGCUCCAGGGAGUGCUCCUGUAGGAACGGGGGCACCUGCUCGCCUGAGGACGGCUCCUGCGUCUGCACGCCAGGCUAUCGGGGAAGCUCCUGCAGCCGAACCUGCACCCCGGGUCACUAUGGACACCGCUGCAGCCUGAGCUGCCCUCAGUGUAUCCAUAGUGACGGAGCGUGUCAUCAUAUAACUGGACACUGUGAGUGCCUGCCAGGAUACCAUGGCCCUCUGUGCAAUCAAGUGUGCCCUGCAGGUGGUUAUGGCAAGGACUGUGCGGAGGUGUGCGUUUGUACCAAUAACAGCACCUGCAACUCCAUUGAUGGCUCCUGCCAGUGCAACUCGGGCUGGAUCGGAGAUGACUGCUCUAUAGAGUGUAGUGCUGGGCUAUGGGGGCCUGACUGUAUCCACACGUGUAACUGCCAUAACGGGGCCCAGUGUAGUCCUCAGGACGGCGGGUGCAGAUGCAGCGCAGGAUGGACAGGCCUCUACUGCACACAGCGCUGUUCGUCUGGCUUCUUUGGUUCGGGUUGUGCUGAGGUGUGUCGCUGUCAGAAUGGAGCAGACUGUGACCACAUCAGUGGCCAGUGUUCAUGCCGGACAGGCUUCAUCGGGACCAGUUGUGAACAGAAGUGUCCUCCAGGUACAUUUGGCUAUGGGUGUCAGCAGCUGUGUGAAUGCAUGAAUAACUCCACAUGCGACUACGUGACUGGAACCUGCUACUGCAGCACCGGCUACAAAGGCAUCCGCUGUGACCAAGCUGCCAUCGUGAUGGAGGAGCUGAACCCCUACACCAAGAUGAGCCCAGCGCUGGUGUCCGAGCGCCAGUCUGUGGGUGCCAUCAUGGGCACCGUCUUCCUGCUGCUGAGUGUCGCCGCCCUGCUGACAGUGCUGCUGUGGUACAGGCACAAACGGCAGGACAAGGGCCACGAGAUGCCCAGCGUCCUCUACACGCCCGCCAUGCACGUCUCCACCACGGACUACUCCCUCUCUGGUAAGGAGUGUGUGGGCUUGACAUAUUUGCUUCUGUUAGACUCUUCUCCUAGUGUGAGCUCUAGCUACUGUUUCGCCAACCCAGCCUACCACACUUUGGGCCACUGCAGCCUGUCUGCCUCCCACAAACCCAAGGUACAGUACAAGCCCACCAGGAGAGCGGAGAGGAGCAGCCUGGACUGGAGAACCUACAGCAACCUGAGUGAACUGGGUAUAUACUAUGUGGACCGGCGCUAUAGCUCUGUGUUUGUAGAGCAGUACUACAGAGACUACAUGAAAAGUUCGGUGUCCAGUACGUGUUCGCUCAGCAGUGAGAGUCCAUACGCCACCAUCUCAGAGCCCCCCUGCAAACACUCAGAGAGCAGCUAUGUUGAGAUGAAGUCGCCUGUCCACCAUCACCACCAUCACCAUCAGCCAUGUUGCCACAACAGGGCCGCUGCUGCUGCCGCUGCCGCCGCCGCCGCCGCUGCUGCUAGUGCUGCUAGUGUUGCCACUGUCACUGCCAACAGAAACGUCUACGACAUCGAGCCCACUGUGAGCAUUUUAUCCCCCUCUGGAGGCAUCACGUCAGGAAUAUUCCAGAAUCCGUAUGACAUUCCUCGCAACAGUCACAUCCUGAGUCACUACGACGUCCUGCCCAUGCGCUCCAGUCCCCCCGCACCCCCCGCCAGCCCCUCCAGCUCCCUGCUAUAGAGACCAAAGAGAGACCUGAGACACAUCAUCACUAAAGGUCUCCAACAUCUACGGAGAAGUUCACAGUGAUGUUCUGGUCAGAGGCUUUUUCUUCUCCACAUCCAUGGUUCCAUUGCUCUAUUCCUCAGCUGCAGUGUUUUUUGAUGCUGUGACACUGGAUCUUCAGUAUUGAGUAAAGUAGGAGGGCCUCGACAGUUAUGGUGCUGUUCCUCAAAGAUGAACAUUCAUAUCCUCAAUUGGCACAAUGCGGUGGGCUUUCAUCUGGUCACAGACAACCAUAUGUACCCUUGACCUGACCAGAUACUGGAUAGAUUUGGAUGCCGAUCAUUCUUUAAUAACCAAAGUAAAAAGAAGUUGUAUUGUUCACUUAAAAAGGUUACCAGCAACACUUUUCAAUCAAUAUGAGUUGAUGUAAAAAGACGAUGGAGGAUCACUUCUGUGUUGUAGUGUUGCACUGAACUGCGGUGAAAUACUGUGGAGCACCACUUUGAUAAACACAAAAUGUAUAUUGAUAUAUGCCUGUGGUAUAUUUCAGAGACAGAGACUCAUAUCUUAAAGCCCUACUAUGUUAUCUUCACUGUUCGUCUACAAGAUUUUUCUAUUAUGAAAUUAAUUUGUGUAUUUACACUUUGGAUCCAGGACCUAUUUUUCUUUGAUGAUUUGUCCUGAUUUUGUAUUUAUUCUUUAAAAUUGUACAGUAUUUGUUGUGUCUAUCUAGUCACAUUUUUGGGUAGUGUGUUAGGAAGCAUGUUGAAUUUUGUAAAUAUUACUCUUCAUCACAAAUCUUCUCAUGCCAGUUACUGUAUGUCUAGAUUGAAGUAUGUCCACCAAAUCCCACACGCAGACCAGCAAUAUGAGUGCAGUGUCAGUGAUCUCCAUUCGUUGGUUGGCACGGCAGACAGAAUUAUAUUCUGUGAAAUGGAUAACCUUUUGGUACAGAAGUUAUUUCCACAAUGACAGCUCCAUAAAUACUAUGGAGGGGAACAAAUUUUAUUCAUCUGAAACAAAAUUAUACUUGACUUUUAAAACCAUUGUUGGGUAGUUUAUUCUGGAGGUUUUUUUUAAGAGCUGGUGCAUGCUAGAGGACCAACUCUCUGAAUUAUCCAUCUGUAAAACACUGUGCAAUAUCAACCUGUGAUGUAAAUAC